AAGGUCAGACGCUGUAGCAGUAUAAAUACACAGCAUAGUUACAUCCAAACAUAAUUGCUGUAAGAGGCAAGUCAGAGGAGAUGAAGGAGAACUGCAAUUCACUGAAUCUUCUGGAAAUGGCAGCUGCCCCUGAGCCAGAGCUGCUGUGUAUAUUUGGGACUGGGGACCUGGGGCGCUCUCUGGGCUUCCGUCUGCUCCAGUCUGGCUACAAAGUUGUGUAUGGCAGCAGAAGACCACACAGCUGCGGCCCUUUACCGCAGGGAGCUCAGGUGAUGACCCAUGAAGAAGCAGCCAAAUCUGCUGACCUGAUCUUUGUUUGUGUUCACCGUGAACAUUAUGAAUUCUUGACAUCAAUAGAUCAUUGUCUUCAAGGGAAGGUUUUGGUGGAUCUCAGUAACAACCUGAAAAAAGAUAUAUACCCGGAAGCAAAUGCUGUCUACUUGCAAAGGUUGGUCCCAAAAGCUACUGUAGUGAAAGGUCUUAACACACUCUCUGCCUGGGCCCUGCAGAAUGGAUUGCUGGCAGGUAAACAGGUGUACCUGUGUGGAGAAAGUGAAGAAGCAAAGCAGGCAGUGGCACGGAUGGCAACCAAACUGGGCCUUACUGUUUUGGAUAAAGGCUCUCUUUCAGCUGCUAGAGAGUUGGAAAACUUUCCCCUACAAUUGUUUCCAGACUGGAGGCUCCCUUUGUCCAUAGCUCUGGGUCUCACCGCCUUCUUUUUCUUCUACCUCCUCAUUAGAGAUGUCAUCUAUGCAUAUGUUGAAAAGAAUAAUGAUAUCUCAUACCGAAUAAUGGUGUCCCUUACCAACAAGGUGUGUCCAAUCGUGGCCCUCAUUAUGCUAUCUCUAUGUUACCUGCCUGGUGCUGUAGCUGCAUUUUUUCAACUCUACAGAGGCACAAAAUACCGGCGUUUCCCUAACUGGCUUGACCGCUGGAUGCUUUGCAGGAAGCAGAUGGGUAUUGUUGCACUCGGCUACGCUUUUCUACAUGCCAUCUAUACAUUCAUCAUUCCUAUUCGCUACUCUGUCAGGCACAAACUUAUCUCGGCAGUGGUGGAUGAGAUGAAGAAAAAUAAAACCACCCCUUUUGACUUUGAUAAUACGGAGGCGUGGGGCACAGACUCGUUCUUAUCACUGGGAAUCCUGGGAUUUUUUCUUUUUGUCCUCUUAGGACUAACAUCCCUGCCCUCUGUUGGAGGCUCUCUCAGCUGGAGAGAAUUCAGCUUUAUUCAGUCUAAACUGGGACAUCUCACUUUGUUCAUUUGUACGGCUCAUGGCUACAUCUAUGGCUGGAAUAAAUUUCUUAGCUCCUCAACUUAUAAAUGGUACACACCUCCAGGCUACAUGCUCUGUCUGAUUGUACCUUCUGUGGUUCUGGUGCUUAAGCUACUUCUUCUCCUUCCCUGCGUGGACCGAACCCUCACCCGAAUUCGACAAGGCUGGGAGAGAAAUAAGCCAAAGGAGAAUGCUGGUGAAAUAAAGGCCACAACACUUUGAAUGUAGUUGUUAGAAGAUACAGCCACUAAGAAUUUCUUCCACCUUAUUGAAAUUAGCACAAAAUAGUGUUUUUUUUAAUAAGCUACACACAGCUUUGAUUGGAUGAUAUUUGAAUUGUGUGCAAGAUUAUCCAUUUUUGUUUUCAUGAAGAGGAAAAAAUAUAAGAAUUGAUUAUUUUAAAUAUAUUGCCCUCUAUGCGUGAUGAAUUCUUUCU
Messenger RNA from Cyprinodon variegatus (sheepshead minnow), 1710 nucleotides. RefSeq names its product metalloreductase STEAP4-like. Gene Ontology annotation, molecular function: ferric-chelate reductase (NADPH) activity; cupric reductase (NADH) activity. Lineage: Eukaryota; Metazoa; Chordata; Actinopteri; Cyprinodontiformes; Cyprinodontidae. Gene Ontology annotation, biological process: copper ion import. The transcript is spliced from 9 exons. The record is from RefSeq and is a predicted model, not a curated record. The coding region runs from base 81 to 1496 and encodes 471 amino acids. Gene Ontology annotation, cellular component: endosome; plasma membrane.